AGAAAACUCUUUGAACAUUGUAAUGUUAGUUGCCUAAAUGUAUAAUUGGGUGGGAAACAUAGAAACAAGACAGAAAAGAAGAAACUGUCAUGAUAGGUUAUAUUUUACUUCAAAAUAUUUUUUAAAUUUUCUUCACAUGGUGUUUUUUUAUUUAAAAUGUUUAGAACUCCUAUACUAAGAUGUAUCAGACAGCUACAGUUACUAGAAAAUACCAUAAAAACAACUGUCGUACAUACAACCAGCUUUCAAUUACAAACAACUUCCCUUUAUAAACAUCCAGAAAAAUCAGAAUUAACAAAAAAUAAACCUUCUAGCAGUGACCAUAACUUUUUAGUAAAAUUAAAAUCAGAUCCUGAUACGUUUGGAACGCAGCAAGAAGAAGAUCCUUUAGUGGAAGACGAUGUCAAAGAAGAUAAGUAUUUUACGGAAAAGCCUUUAAGGUCUCAAAAGCUAAGUACCAAACAGUAUGCAGAUAUAAUUAAGGAUCUAAUAAGGAAGAGGAAGAUUAAAGAGGCCAUAGAUGUUGUAGAGGUUCGCAUGUUGAAGGAGGAUAGAGUGAAACCUGAAAGUUAUAUAUACAACUUACUGCUAGGUGCCUGUGGACGAGUUGGAUAUACAAAGAAAGCUUUCAUGUUAUACAAUGACAUGAAAAAACGUGGAUUAAAAAUCACACCUGGAAGCUAUACAGCUCUAUUUAAUGCAUGUGCAAACAGUCCAUGGCCUUUGACAGACGGACUGAAACGAGCUACACAUUUAAGAGAAAUCAUGAUAGAAAAAGGCUACCAACCCAACGAUACCAACUACAAUGUUAUGAUUAAAGCUUUUGGGAGAUGUGGAGACCUUCCUAUGGCCUUUUCUUUGGUAGAUGAAAUGAGGUCAAAAAAAAUUCGUAUUAGAGACGAGACCAUAAACUUUCUUUUGCAAUCCUGUAUCAGCGAUAAAGAAGCUGGAUUCAGACACGCCUUGCUUGUUUGGAGGAAACUAGUCGAUAAACAUAUUAAACCUAGUAUUUAUACUUUUAAUUUGUUGUUGCGUUGUGUUCGAGAUUGUAAUAUGGGAGAUGUGGAAACAACAAAAGAUGUCAUUGAUACUAUUUGCAAGGAUCGAAAAAUGAUUGAAGUGCCAAAUAUUAAGCAGCUGGAAGAAGGAAACUCAAGAAUACCACCACCACCUUAUGAAAUACAAACAACAGAAUCUACAAACUCCAAUGAAAACCACCAAACACUUCAAGUUCAAAAUCAUCUAGUCGAUAUUGUGGACUCCAGACCGAACCUUUUAGCAAAAAUUCCCCAUAUGGGCAAUAUAAUCAGUCUCACCGAAGUGAAAGAACCCGAACAUCGUCUUUUGCUGUUAGGCGGAUGUAGAGGAUUCCUAGAAGAAAUCAAAAUUCGAGGAUGUUCUCCAGAUAUUAAGACAUUUACUCAAUUGUUAGACUGCAUUCCAGAUACUGUGGCCGCCGAGCAAGAACUUUUGAGUUCGAUGAAGAAGUUUUAUGUCAAGCCGGAUCUAGAUUUUUUCAAUAUGUUGAUAAAGAAGAGGAAUAUGAGAUCUGAUAGUAAUGCGGCAAAGGACGUUUUGAAGUUGAUAAAGAAAAACGGUUACAGACCAGACUUGAUUACAUAUGGAGUUUUGGCGUUAGGUUGCACAACUGAGGAAGACUGUGUACAACUCAUAACUGAAAUGAAAGAAGGGUGUUAUACCUUAAACACCGAAAUCCUGGGUGCUAUGUUAAGCCAAGCUUGCUAUCACAUGAACAUUAAAUACGUGAUGUACCUCAUGGACUUAUGUUUGACAGAAAACGUGCAGCCCAAUAAGAAAUUUAUCGAGAAAUUGUCAGAAUUUAAAGCAAAUCUUUAUAACCCAAACAUAGAAAAGACGUCAUCUUUUAUAAAAAAUAAAGCUCUGUUUAAAAUCCAAUACAAAAAAUGGUUAAACGAAGUUAGAGUAGACGAUUCUGAGAAUGUACAUCCGUGGCAACAGUUCAGAGAAACCAACGACAACGAGCACAAGUACAAGCCGAAAGACACGGCUAGAUUUAAGCCGAGACGACUAUCUUUGUUUAAGGUUAAAACAUCAACUAAAGUUAGGUAUUAAAAAUAGUUUAUGACAUGUUAAUUAUGUAAAAUAAAUUUUUAUAGUAA
Diabrotica virgifera virgifera (western corn rootworm) is the source of this 2141-nucleotide messenger RNA. RefSeq names its product pentatricopeptide repeat-containing protein 1, mitochondrial. Gene Ontology annotation, molecular function: tRNA binding; protein binding. Lineage: Eukaryota; Metazoa; Arthropoda; Insecta; Coleoptera; Chrysomelidae. The coding region runs from base 157 to 2094 and encodes 645 amino acids. Gene Ontology annotation, cellular component: mitochondrial matrix. The record is from RefSeq and is a predicted model, not a curated record. Gene Ontology annotation, biological process: tRNA 3'-end processing. The transcript is spliced from 7 exons.